AGGGGGAGCUCCAGCUCCUCACCAGUGACUUCAGAUGAUUUCCUGUAACUUCCCCACGUGGCAGAAACGUCUCUGAGCUGUCCCAGGCAGCUGGGAUGGGCGAAGGCUGCCUGGGAGAGUGUCCUUCCCACAGGCUGUCCUGCCCUGGAGCCCCGUGAAGCUGGAGCAUCCCAGUGGGAUCAGGCUGUCCCUGCUCAGUGCCCCAAAUGUCUGUGGUUGUCCUUGUCCCCAGGUCCCGCAGCGGUGCCAGCAUGGCUGAGGGGGAGCCAGCCCCAGGCUGCCCGGGGGGGAGGCAGCGGCUGCCAGCUUUCACCUGGGAGGUGCGGGCCAACGACCGCAGCUACCACAGGCAGGUCAGGAAGAAAUUUGCCUUCUGCCUGAGCAAGAGGAAAUACUCGGGCAAUGCCAUCAGGACAGCCAAGUACAACCUGCUCACCUUCCUGCCCCUGAACCUCUACGAGCAGUUCCACCGCAUGGCCAACCUCUACUUCGUCUUUGUCAUCCUCCUGCAGACGUUCCCUGAGAUCUCCACGCUGCCCUGGUACACGCUGCUGUUCCCCCUGAGCUGCCUUCUCCUCAUCCGGGGGCUCAGAGACCUCAUCGACGACAUCGGCCGGCACCGGAGCGACAGCAGCAUCAACAACAGGCCCUGUGAAAUCCUGGCUGGGAGGAGGUUCCGCUGGCAGAAGUGGCGCGACAUCUGCGUGGGGGACAUCGUCCGGCUGCGCAAGGACAGCGUGGUCCCGGCUGACCUGCUCCUGCUGUGCAGCUCCGAGCCCAGCAGCCUGUGCUAUGUGGAGACUGCUGACAUUGAUGGGGAAACAAACCUGAAGUUCAGACAGGCCCUGCUGGUCACCCACCAGGAGCUGGGCAGCGAGGAGAGCAUGGCUGCCUUUGAUGUCCAGCAAGAGGCUGGCAGCCAGGGGCCUCGUGGGGAGGCACUUCCCAUCACUUCUGUGAUGGAUCCCUCCGGCUUCUGCACCUUCCCCCUGCCCUGGAAUCCAACGACAAACCUUUUGUUCCUGCUGUCCCCACCCCAGUCCCACCUCCCUGGCUGUGAGAUGACCAAGGCUCACUGUAGGUCUCACCAGAUUCCCAGCUGGCACAAGGUGGAGGAGCUGCCCUGCUGUGUCCUGGUGGUGUUGGGAUGGCUGGUGGGAGGCUUGGAUUCCAAAAUCAUGAGGAACUCUGGAAAGAUCAAGCGGAAGAAAACGAAGCUGGACCAGCUGAUGGACCGGCUGGUGGUCGUGAUCUUCCUGGUGCUGUUGCUGACGUCCCUGGGCCUCGCUGUGGCCUCUGGGUUCUGGGCCAGGACGUUCCAGGAGAAGCACAGUUACCUGGCUGCCCUCUACGAGCACACCAGCCCUGCCCAGCAGGCCUUCCUCAACUUCUGGGGCUUCACCAUCCUCCUGAGCAUCAUCAUCCCCAUGUCCAUGUACAUCACGCUGGAAUUCAUCUACCUGGUGAACAGCUGCUUUAUUAACUGGGAUCUGGAGAUGUAUUAUGGUGCCAAGGACAUUCCAGCUGAGGCCAGGAGCACCAGCCUCAGUGACCAGCUGGGGCAGAUCGAGUUCAUCUUCUCGGACAAGACGGGCACCCUGACACAGAACAUCAUGAGCUUCAAGAAAUGCUGCAUCAACGGGACCAUCUACGGUCCAGGCACAGGCCAUGGGAACAGAGAGGCACCGGGCUCGGGGCUGGGCCGGCAGCGCCCUGGCGAGCAGCAGUUGGAUGUGUGUGAUGUGACCCUGCUGGAGGCUGCCCAGAGGGACGAUGACCCGGUGCUGAGGGAGUUCCUGAGGCUGCUGGCCCUCUGCCACACCGUCAUGGUGGAGGACAGGGGCGACCAGCUGGUUUACCAGGCAGCCUCCCCAGAUGAGGAAGCAUUGGUGUUGGCAGCCAGCAGCUUGGGCUACACGUUCCUGGCCCGGACACAGGACAGCAUCACCAUCAGGGAGCUGGGCAGGACCAGGACGUACGAGGUGCUGGCCGUGCUGGACUUCAACAGCGAGCGCAAGAGGAUGUCAGUGCUGGUGCGGGACCCCCAGGGCACCAUCCGGCUGUACACCAAGGGCGCUGACUCCGUCAUCCUGGAGAGGCUGCAGCGGCGAGGGCGCAGCGAGAGCCUGACCGAGAGGGCGCUGGAUCGCUUUGCGGAGGAGACGCUGCGGACGCUGUGCGUGGCCAGCAGGGAGGUGAGCGAGCCCGAGUUCCGCGCCUGGAGCCGGCGGCGCGGCGAGGCGGCGGCGCUGCUGCAGCGCCGGGAGCAGGAGCUGCACGGGCUCUACGAGGAGAUGGAGCGGGGCCUGCAGCUGCUCGGGGCCACGGCCAUCGAGGACAAGCUGCAAGACGGAGUCCCCGAGACCAUCCAGCUGCUGAAACUGGGCAACAUCAAGGUGUGGGUGCUGACAGGAGACAAACAAGAGACUGCGAUGAACAUCGGCUACGCCUGCAGGCUGCUGACAGACGACAUGGAGAUCCUGGAGGAGAAGGAGGUCAGUGAGAUCCUCCAGGCUUACUGGGAGAGCAACAACAACCUCAGUGGCAGUGGGGACACCCCGUGCCGCCGCCGCCUGUCCCAGCAGCGCCCAGAGGCUCCGUGCCACAAGAGAGCCAUCGUCAUCAGCGGGGACUUCCUGGACAGGGUGCUGCAGACGGGAGAGGUGCUGAAGGAGAAGAAGGGGUGGCCGUGGCGGUGGCUGUGCCGGGAUGGGGCCGAGGCCUGGCAGGAGCAGGCAGGGCUGGUGGAGAAAGCCUUCGUGGAGCUGGCCAGCAGCUGCCAGGCCGUGAUCUGCUGCAGGGUGACCCCCAAGCAGAAAGCCCUGAUGGUGCAGCUGGUGAAGAAGCACAAGAAGGCCGUCACCUUGGCCAUCGGGGACGGGGCCAACGAUGUCAACAUGAUCAAAACCGCGGACAUCGGGGUGGGGAUCAGCGGGCUGGAGGGGCUGCAGGCCGUGCAGUGCAGCGACUACGCCCUGGCCCAGUUCUGCUUCCUGCAGCGCCUGCUGCUCGUGCACGGCCGCUGGAAUUACCUGCGCAUCUGCAGCUUCCUCCGCUGCUUCUUCUACAAGACCUUCGCCGGCCUCCUGACCCAGGUGUGGUUCGCCUUCCACAGCGGAUUCACGGCCCAGCCUCUGUAUGAGGGCUGGUUCCUUGCACUCUACAACAUUUUCUACACUGCCUACCCCUUGCUGUCCGUGGGCCUUUUGGAGCAGGACGUGAGUGCCAAGAAGAGCCUGGAGUUCCCUGAGCUCUACGUGGUCGGGCAGCAGGACAAGCUCUUCAAUUACCGUGUUUUUGGUGUCACCCUCCUGCACGGGGUGGGCACCUCCCUCAUCAGCUUCUACAUCACGCUCUGGGCCUUUGAGGACCACGUGGGCACCAAGGCUGUGGGUGACUACGAGUCCUUCUCUGUCACAGUGGCCCUGUCGGCGCUGCUGUCGGUCCUCGUGGAGAUUGUCCUGAGCACUCAGUACUGGACAGUGUUGUCCUUCCUGAUGGUCACAGCCAGCCUGCUCCUCUUCUGCCUCUUCUCCUUCCUGACCCAAAGUGCUGAUGCCUUCAGGAUAGCCCCUGCCAUCUUCCGCUUCCCAGAUGCCAGCUGGAAUGCCCUGACUGACCCCUAUGUCCUGCUCGUGGUCCUGCUGUCCCUGGUGGUCAACACCCUCCCCUCCCUCACUGUGCACGCCCUCCGUGCCGCCCUGGGCAGAGCCAGCGCCCAGCAGAAGAUCCAGCUGAAGGCCAAGCGGGAUCCGGAGCCCCCGGUGGAGCUGCGGUCCCGCGUCCCCCGCCGCUCCUGCCGCCGCUCCAGCUACGCCUUCUCCCACCAGGAGGGCUACGGGGGGCUCAUCACCCGCGGGGACAGCCUGGCCCAGCAGCGAGAGGCUGGAGAAGAGGCAAAGCCUUUCCCUGGGAGCGUUUCCCUGGACACCAGGACUGUGCUGCUGGGGCAGGAGGGGCUGCGCGGGGGGGCCCUGGGGGACACAGGGACAUCUGAGAGGGGCGGGGGACGGGACAUUUUGGGGAGCCAGCACCUUUCCCUCGGCGAGGGGGAUGUCUUCUCUUCAAUUAGCACAAUUAGGGUUCGUCUCCUUCAUCCCAACCCCCAGAGACGGCGAGAGCCGCGGGGAUCUGUCCUGCGGAGAGCUGAGCCACGCCCUGGGUCGGUGCCAGGGGCACCCCCAGCCCCUCCUCCGCCCACCUACCCCAGCAGCUCUUUGGUUCGAGGCGUCCUCUGA
Messenger RNA from Ficedula albicollis (Collared flycatcher), 4238 nucleotides. RefSeq names its product ATPase phospholipid transporting 8B3 (gene ATP8B3). The record is from RefSeq and is a predicted model, not a curated record. Gene Ontology annotation, molecular function: ATP hydrolysis activity; ATP binding; magnesium ion binding. The coding region runs from base 207 to 4238 and encodes 1343 amino acids. Gene Ontology annotation, cellular component: plasma membrane. The transcript is spliced from 30 exons. Gene Ontology annotation, biological process: Golgi organization; phospholipid translocation. NCBI's taxonomy places the organism in Eukaryota, Metazoa, Chordata, Aves, Passeriformes, Muscicapidae.